Messenger RNA from Brassica oleracea var. oleracea, 1808 nucleotides. Its product is annotated as geraniol 8-hydroxylase-like. The record is from RefSeq and is a predicted model, not a curated record. Gene Ontology annotation, molecular function: monooxygenase activity; heme binding; iron ion binding. The transcript has a single exon. The coding region runs from base 118 to 1695 and encodes 525 amino acids. NCBI's taxonomy places the organism in Eukaryota, Viridiplantae, Streptophyta, Magnoliopsida, Brassicales, Brassicaceae.
CUCUCUUCUUCUAUUUUCACCACCAUACAACACAAAACCUCCAAAACUAAAUAAUCAAAGUCUCCCUCCUCUCUUUUCCUAAAGAAGAAACUAAACACAGAGAUUGUGAAGACAAACAUGGAAGCUACUUCUUCUAACUUCACACUCUCUACAAUCUUCAACAAAGAGGAUCCAUACAGCUCCCUCAUGCUGGCCGCCGCUCUCCUCGUCGCCGUCCUCUGCUACUUCUGGCUUCAAGGAAAAUCCAAGUCCAAGAACGGUCAACCACCGUUGCCUCCGGGACCAUGGCCACUUCCCAUCGUCGGAAACCUCCCGUUCCUAAACUCCGACAUCCUCCACACGCAGUUCCAAGCCCUAACUCAAAAACACGGCCCUCUCAUGAAAAUCCACCUCGGCUCCAAACUCGCUAUCGUCAUCUCUUCUCCCGACAUGGCUCGCGAGGUUCUCAAAACGCACGACGUCACUUUCGCCAACCACGACCUCCCCGAGGUCGGGAAGAUCAACACGUACGGUGGGGAAGACAUACUCUGGUCUCCUUACGGCACACACUGGAGGAGACUACGUAAGCUUUGCGUCAUGAAGAUGUUCACCACGCCGACUCUCGAAGCUUCUUACUCCACUCGCAGGGAAGAAACACGACAAACUAUCGUUCACAUGUCCGAAAUGGCACGUGACGGAUCGCCCGUGAAUCUUGGAGAGCAAAUAUUUCUUUCAAUAUUCAACGUCGUGACGAGAAUGAUGUGGGGAGCGACGGUUGAAGGAGAAGAGAGAACAAGCUUAGGAAACGAGCUCAAAACCCUAAUCUCCGAUAUCUCCGACAUAGAAGGGAUUCAAAACUACUCAGACUUCUUCCCUUUGUUCGCAAGAUUUGAUUUCCAGGGACUUGUUAAGAAGAUGAAGGUCCACGUUAAGAAGCUAGAUAUUUUAUUCGACCGUGUUAUGGAGAGUCAUGUCAAAAUGGUUGGUAAGAAAAGCGAAGAGGAAGAAGAUUUUUUACAAUACUUGAUUAGGGUUAAAGACGACGAUGAGAAAGCUCCUCUCUCGUUGACUCACGUCAAGUCGUUGCUUAUGGAUAUGGUUCUUGGUGGUGUUGACACAUCCGUUAACGCAUCGGAGUUCGCUAUGGCAGAGAUCGUAAGCAGACCAGAGGUUUUCAAGAAGAUACGUCAAGAACUGGAUCAAGUUGUUGGUAAAGACAGCGUCGUUGAAGAAUCACAUCUACCAAAGCUUACUUACUUGCAAGCGGUUAUGAAAGAGACUCUUAGGCUUCACCCUACGCUUCCACUUCUUGUACCUCACAGGAACAGCGAAACCUCGGUGGUUGCGGGAUACACUGUGCCUAAAGACUCCAAGAUUUUCAUCAAUGUUUGGGCGAUUCAUAGAGAUCCUAAGCAUUGGGACGAGCCUAAUGAGUUUAAACCUGAGAGGUUUUUGGAGAACUCGCUAGAUUUCAACGGUGGUGAUUUCAAGUAUUUGCCAUUUGGUUCCGGGAGGAGGAUUUGCGCGGCGAUUAACAUGGCUGAGAGGCUUGUUCUGUUCAACAUUGCGUCGCUUCUUCACUCUUUUGACUGGAAAGCUCCUAAAGGACACAAGUUUGAGGUUGAAGAGAAGUUUGGGCUUGUUCUUAAGUUGAAGACUCCACUUGUGGCUAUUCCUGUACCGAGGUUGUCUGAUCCCAAACUCUACACAGCUUAAGUAACUAAGUAAGAAGAAAAGUUUGGUUCGGGGGGAGUUGAUAGUAAUUUAUCCUUUUUUCUUAUUUUGUUGUGGGAGUUUUAAUAUUAUAAUGUGUCUUAUUAUGCAUCUUU